UCCCUUAUUGCAGCCCAUGCUACUGAAUCAGCUUCUUUAUUUUUAGUGCCAACAAUUAAGAAUUGUUUUCCCCUACUUGCUGCAUCAAAAACCAAAUCACAAGCUUCUGAUAAAAAACGAGCAGUUCUAGUAAGAUUUGUAAUAUGAAUACCUUUACGUUUUGCAGAGAUAUAAGGUGCCAUUUUAGGAUUCCAUUUUCUAGUACCAUGGCCAAAAUGAACUCUUGCUUCCAUCAUCUCUUCUAAAUUAAUGUUCCAAUGUCUUCUUGUCAUUUCUCCCCAUACUGCCCCCCCCCCCCCCCCCCUUUUGAAAAAAGCGAAGAGGUACACUGAAAUAAAUAAUUGUUCCGAUGGAACCUUCUCUUCUACCGUAGAUUGGCGUAGAUACACAGCCCAAGCCAUUAUUCUUUUCUAUUUGUUAUUUUUUUUUUAUUACUAUUACCAAAUCAAAUGACUGCACCGAAAAACCAACGGAUCGUUUUAAAAGAUAAAAGAAAGUAAAAGAUAAAAGAAAGGGGUGAAUCUGCUCUUAGGUAUCAUGAAAUCCUAAAAAUCCUAAAAAAAUGAUUGUUCUUGUGUAUCAUGGAAAUUCUUUGAAAGGCAAGAAUCAAAUCAUUUUCUAUGGUAGAACAAAAUAUCUUUCAUUUCCCCCUCUAAUAGAUUCUUUUUUUUUUGAGUGCAAAGGCAAUGUUGUUAGGAAUGUUGUUAGGUUCGCUUGAAGGUGUUUUGAAGCCGCUAUCAACAGGUAUCAUCCCCCCCAGAACAACGUUUUCUUUUAGGCCUUUCAACCGAUCGAUAUGCCCUAGGAGAGCUGCUUUUGCUAAAACUCGAGCGGUUUCUUGAAAACUCGCUUCGGAUGUGAAACUUUGAGUAUUCAUGGAUGCUCUUGUUAUUCCCAAUAAGACGGCUUGGUAACAGAUCGCUUCUUCCAAAGCGCGCCCCAUUCGUUCUGCUCGCAACAAUCCAAUUAGUUCUCCGGGCGAAAAAACAUUAGACAUUUCAUCUUCUGAAACCAACACUUUUGAUAUUUGACGUACAGUAAUUUCUUAACUGCUUUUUGGACAACAAAUUUGUAGUGCUGCAAGCGUCACAGCUUGUCGAGUUUGUUGUAUUGAUGAAGGCUGCUGAUGGUAGUGUUCCCAAUCAAGAUAAUCACUUGUUGAGUUUUGAUGCAUCUACGUACGAACCGGGUGAAUGCUCUCUUAGACCUUGUAGCAAUGGGCAUGAAAAUAGUCUUGCGGGAUGCAGCCAAAACACUUGUAUGACUCAUAAAGAAAGUGGUUUUACGCCUGUGAUUAAGAAAUCCCUCGAUAAUGUUGAAAGAAGUGACAAUCAAACAAAUAGUUCUGCUCCAGAACCUUCUCGUGACAUGUCUUGUGGAUUGUCAAAACAAUCAGAAGGUUCUACACACUCUGAGUUGUGUUUCGGUGCGUUAUCCGACAUUCUAAACUCGGACAAAUUCUCUCAAGUAUGUGGUUUACUUCUCAAGAAUUUUGGUGUUGUUAAUGUUAAUCAAGUUUUGAACAUCGAUGCUAUAAGCUCGAAGAUGAAAAAUGGAGCUUAUGAAACUUCACCAGUGCUUUGCGUUAAAGAUAUCCAACAGGUAUGGACAAAGCUUCAACAAGUUGGCAAUGAGAUGGUUACACUUGCAAAUAAUCUUUCUGACAUAUCUAGGGCUCAUUACGAUCAGUGUUUUAGGAAACCACACGCAACCGAAGCUGGCGGCUGCCAGAGAUGCGGAGAAAAAGCAGAAGUCAAAAACUGUUUAGUUUGCGAUUCGUGUGAAGACGUAUACCAUCUCUCUUGUACAGAGCUCGUAGGUACCGAAAUUCCUCUAAAUUGGUAUUGUGCAAGCUGCGUUUCGAACGGAGCGGGAUCGCCUCAUGAUAAUUGCGUAGUCUGUGAGAAGCUGAAGGCGUCUGCUUCCGUACCACUUGUUAACGGUGUUUCAACAAACGAGCAAUCACAAGACGUACCAAAUCUGCAUGAUGUAACUGAUGAAAACCAAAGUUCGAACAUAUGUUUCAUGUGCAAAUCCGAGGUGAAGAUUGGAGACGAUUAUAAAAGGUGCGGGCAUUCUUUAUGUGGUCACAAGUUCUAUCACGCCAAAUGCCUAACAAGCAAGCAGUUGGUUGUGUGCGGCCCGUGUUGGUACUGCCCGUCUUGUCUAUGUAGACGCUGCCUUGUGGACAAAGAUGACGAUCAGAUUGUUCUUUGUGACGGUUGUGAUGAGGCGUAUCAUAUCUACUGUACGUUACCGCAACUCCUUUCUAUUCCGAAAGGAAGUUGGUUUUGUAGGAAGUGUGAUAGGAAAGUGAAGGGAAUUAAUACGAUGAAAAGGGUGUAUGAGAGUAUGCAAAAGAAGGUGAAAAUAGAAGAUGGGUUAGAGAAAGCGGAACGUGAAGCAACGGAUGAACGCGAAGGGAUAGACAUGCUUGUAACUGCAGCUAAAACACUAGGUUCCUCGGAUGCCUUUUGGAAUACGCGAUCAAACAUAUUGUAGGACAUGAAAAAUGAAAGUUUUUGAUACUCAUAACAACGGUGAUCCGGGCUGUAUUCAGGUUUGUACACUUUUUUUUUUUUCUUUUUUUGACGGUUUUUGGUUGGGAAGGGGUUACUUUCACAUUAGUAGCGAAAAACAUCCGUCUAUACUUGUUGUGUUAACCCUGGUGGAAUGAUAACAUGUUGGGGAUUUUUUUGUACGUCUAACUUUUGGUGUAUCAUUAUGCCAAUAAUUGAAUGAUUACUACUGUCAGUUUUCUUA
Helianthus annuus (common sunflower) is the source of this 2763-nucleotide messenger RNA. RefSeq names its product PHD finger protein EHD3. The transcript is spliced from 5 exons. The coding region runs from base 1114 to 2502 and encodes 462 amino acids. NCBI's taxonomy places the organism in Eukaryota, Viridiplantae, Streptophyta, Magnoliopsida, Asterales, Asteraceae. The record is from RefSeq and is a predicted model, not a curated record.